CCAGCCAUGGAGGCCAUCAAGAAGAAGAUGCAGAUGCUGAAGGUAGACAAAGAGAACGCCAUCGACCGGGCGGAGCAGGCCGAGGCGGAUAAGAAAGCCGCGGAGGACAGGUGCAGACAGGUGGAGGAGGAGAUGGUGCAGCUCCAGAGGAAGCUGAAGGAGACAGAGGACGAGCUGGACAGAUACUCCGAGGACCUGAAGGACGCGCAAGAGAAGCUGGAGCUGACGGAGAAGCAAGCCUCCGACGCCGAAGGUGAUGUGGCAGCUCUCAAUCGACGCAUCCAGCUCGUUGAGGAGGAGUUGGACAGGGCUCAAGAGCGACUAGCCACAGCCCUGCAGAAGCUGGAGGAGGCGGAAAAGGCUGCAGAUGAGAGUGAGAGAGGAAUGAAGGUGAUAGAAAACCGGGCCAUGAAAGAUGAGGAGAAGAUGGAGAUUCAGGAGAUGCAGCUCAAAGAGGCCAAGCACAUUGCUGAGGAGGCUGACCGCAAGUAUGAGGAGGUAGCUCGUAAGUUGGUUGUCCUGGAGGGCGAGCUGGAAAGGGCAGAGGAGCGUGCGGAGGUGUCUGAACUAAAAUGUGGUGACCUGGAAGAAGAACUUAAGAAUGUCACCAACAAUCUGAAAUCGCUCGAGGCUGCAUCUGAAAAGUAUUCUGAAAAGGAGGAUAAAUAUGAAGAAGAAAUUAAACUUCUGUCUGACAAACUGAAAGAGGCUGAAACCCGUGCUGAAUUUGCAGAGAGAACAGUUGCAAAACUGGAAAAGACAAUUGAUGACCUGGAAGAAAAACUUGCCCAGGCCAAAGAAGAGAAUGUGGGCUUACAUCAGACACUGGACCAGACACUAAAUGAACUUAACUGUAUAUAACCCAAACAGAAGAGUCUUGUUCCAACAGAAACUCCAGAGCUCCGUGUCUUUCUCUUCUAAGAAGUUUCUUUUAUUAUUGUGUCUUCGCUUUACUGGAAAUGUCAAGCAAAUUAUGAAUACAUGACCAAAUAUUUUAUAUCAGAGAAGCUUUGAGCACCAGUUAAGUCUAAUUCCUUCCUUUUUUUCAAAUGACACCAGCUUUUCAGCUCUAUUUUUAAUUUUUAAGUUGCAUUUAUUCCUAAGGUAGGCAGGGUAUUUCAUAUUGAGCAUAAUGUCUUAAGACUGAGGGCAUUUGGUUCCUAAGAGAAUAAUCAACCCCACCUAGUCAUGGACCAUUUUAAAAACACUGAAGAAUAUAACCUUCUGGGUCACUGUUGGUCAAACUACAGGAAGCUAGGGACCAUCACGUUAAAAUGGGUGGGGAUUUUCCAUCCACAGCAAAAAAACAGGUGGGGGGGUGGCUAUUUUGGUGUUAUAAACUACAGAUUAAUCUGAUCAUCCUGGCCCUUCUCCACAUUCCACUACACAGAACAAACAUCCUCUGAGCAGUCAGCAUGAGGAUGCUUGGGAAAUAGUUAUAAUAAUUACCCAGAUAUUUUUUGGAUAAAUCCUUGAUGCUCUUCUACAUAUUUUUCAUCCGAAACUUGUUCUUUGAGGAGCAAGUGUAUUAUUCCAGUACUGACCCAUCUUUGUCUGCCCUGAUCUAAGGCCAUCCACUCAGCAGGAAUAUAGUGAGUUGAGUCCUGUUCAGUUCAACAAUAUCAAAAAGACUGCUAGCCAUCAAUAGAUUGAGCAAAAGAAUUCUAUUUUUUGAAGGGGACUCUCUGGCAGCAAAGUAGAGAUAAAAAAGUAAUUGGCCUAACUUGAUCUCUAUAUUUCAGGGAAUGGCAAAUUGAAGAUUUACUUAUUUAAGACUUUAAUUCCUUCUUCGGGACCAAGUUAAUAAAAGACCUGAUUAAACUGGAUAUGGAGUAUUUUGUAGACAGGGCUGCACAUCUUGGCUUUGUUAUACCUGUAUUUGUGUUUUCUCAGUUAACAUCUCAAAGCUGAAACAUUCCACAUUCCCCGACAGUGUGGGAGCCAACUCAAGUUUACAAUUCUGACUGAAAAAUCACCCUGCUUCUAGCUUACCUGAAUCCCCUGCCCUUCACUCCUAUUUAUUAAGCAUCACACUACCCAGGAGAUACACUAGCAAACUGUGCAACUGAAUAAAACCCACACUUUUCUUUAGAUUCUUGCAACUGUAUCAUAUGUAAUAGUAUCUUUUUCUACAUUUUGGUCAAAUAAAUUUUUACAUAAACCACAA
Messenger RNA from Galeopterus variegatus (Sunda flying lemur), 2167 nucleotides. It is a transcript of the gene TPM4, whose product is annotated as tropomyosin 4. The transcript is spliced from 9 exons. Gene Ontology annotation, biological process: muscle contraction; actin filament organization. Gene Ontology annotation, cellular component: actin filament. Lineage: Eukaryota; Metazoa; Chordata; Mammalia; Dermoptera; Cynocephalidae. The coding region runs from base 7 to 861 and encodes 284 amino acids. The record is from RefSeq and is a predicted model, not a curated record. Gene Ontology annotation, molecular function: actin filament binding.